This is a messenger RNA of Chlorocebus sabaeus (green monkey), 4740 nucleotides long. It is a transcript of the gene DDHD2, whose product is annotated as DDHD domain containing 2. Gene Ontology annotation, molecular function: triacylglycerol lipase activity; protein binding; metal ion binding. Gene Ontology annotation, cellular component: COPII-coated ER to Golgi transport vesicle; cytoplasm. NCBI's taxonomy places the organism in Eukaryota, Metazoa, Chordata, Mammalia, Primates, Cercopithecidae. The record is from RefSeq and is a predicted model, not a curated record.
CCCUUUCCGCCACGGACACUCAAAACUCUUCCUGGCAGUUAGACCUCACCGCCAGCCGCCCGCCGCCCGGCGCUGCACUUCCCUGCCCGCAGGAGGAGCCACGUCUCGCGCGAAUACCUCCACCUCUCGCGACACUUGCCACCCGUGCCCUGCGGCCCUGCGCGCCCCACUCGCGGUCGCGCGCCGCGCUCCCGGCCGCCUCACCUUUUCGCCCGGCAUCCGGGCCCGCUACUCGCCCACUGGGAGCGCCGUGGCGCCUGGUGUUCGGCGCGAGCCCGGCUGGGCCGCAGGUUCCGCCCUGCUCCGCCGCGCCCCGCCCGGGCUGGGGUAAAGGCCGCGGCCGGGCCAUGCCGUGUCCCCCUCAGGGAGGGCAGGAGAGCCUGAGGAGUGGCGGGGCCGCCAGAGAGCGAAAUGUCAUCAGUGCAGUCACAACAGGAGCAGUUGUCCCAGUCAGAUCCAUCCCCAUCACCAAACUCAUGUAGUUCCUUUGAGCUAAUAGACAUGGAUGCUGGCAGCUUGUAUGAACCAGUUUCUCCCCAUUGGUUUUAUUGUAAGAUAAUAGAUUCUAAGGAGACAUGGAUUCCUUUCAACUCUGAUGAUUCACAGCAGCUGGAGGAGGCAUAUAACUCUGGAAAAGAUUGUAAUGGGAGAGUUGUUCCUACUGAUGGGGGCAGAUACGAUGUUCAUUUGGGGGAAAGGAUGCGGUAUGCUGUAUACUGGGAUGAACUAGCAUCGGAAGUGAGACGAUGUACGUGGUUUUACAAGGGGGACAAAGAUAAUAAGUAUGUUCCCUACUCGGAGAGCUUCAGCCAAGUUUUAGAGGAAACUUACAUGCUUGCUGUAACUUUGGAUGAAUGGAAAAAGAAACUGGAAUCUCCCAACAGAGAAAUUAUUAUUUUACACAAUCCAAAGCUUAUGGUGCAUUACCAGCCAGUUGCAGGGUCUGAUGAUUGGGGUUCAGCACCCACGGAGCAGGGUCGACCAAGAACUGUGAAGAGAGGAGUUGAGAACAUCUCUGUUGACAUUCAUUGUGGAGAACCUUUACAAAUAGAUCACUUGGUUUUUGUAGUCCAUGGGAUUGGACCAGCUUGUGAUCUCCGCUUUCGAAGCAUUGUACAGUGUGUUAAUGAUUUUCGCAGUGUUUCCUUGAACUUGCUACAGACACAUUUUAAGAAAGCCCAAGAAAAUCAGCAGAUUGGGAGGGUAGAAUUUCUUCCAGUCAAUUGGCACAGUCCUUUGCAUUCUACUGGUGUGGAUGUAGAUCUGCAGCGAAUAACCCUGCCCAGCAUUAACCGCCUCAGGCACUUCACCAAUGACACAAUUCUGGAUGUCUUCUUCUACAAUAGCCCCACCUACUGUCAGACUAUUGUGGACACAGUUGCUUCUGAAAUGAACCGAAUAUACACACUUUUUCUGCAGAGGAACCCUGAUUUCAAAGGGGGUGUAUCCAUUGCUGGUCAUAGUUUAGGUUCGCUUAUAUUGUUUGAUAUCCUAACAAAUCAGAAAGAUUCUUUGGGGGAUAUUGACAGUGAAAAGGAUUCGCUAAAUAUUGUAAUGGAUCAAGGAGAUACACCUACACUAGAGGAAGAUUUGAAGAAACUUCAGCUCUCUGAAUUCUUUGAUAUCUUUGAGAAGGAGAAAGUAGAUAAGGAAGCUCUGGCUUUAUGUACAGACCGAGAUCUUCAGGAAAUGGGAAUUCCUUUAGGACCAAGAAAGAAGAUAUUAAACUAUUUCAGUACCAGAAAAAAUGCAACGGGUAUUAAUAGACCAACCCUGCAGCCUGCUUCAGGGGCAAACAUCCCCAAAGAAUCUGAGUUCUGCAGUAGCAGUAAUACUAGAAAUGGUGAUUAUCUGGAUGUUGGCAUUGGGCAGGUGUCUGUGAAAUAUCCCCGGCUCAUCUAUAAACCAGAAAUAUUCUUUGCCUUUGGAUCUCCCAUUGGAAUGUUCCUUACUGUCCGAGGACUAAAAAGAAUUGAUCCCAACUACAGAUUUCCGACGUGCAAAGGUUUCUUCAAUAUUUAUCACCCUUUUGAUCCUGUGGCCUAUAGGAUUGAACCAAUGGUGGUCCCAGGAGUGGAAUUUGAGCCAAUGCUGAUCCCACAUCAUAAAGGCAGGAAGCGGAUGCACUUAGAACUGAGAGAGGGCUUGACCAGAAUGAGUAUGGACCUUAAGAACAACUUGCUAGGUUCGCUGCGGAUGGCCUGGAAGUCUUUUACCAGAGCUCCAUACCCUGCCUUACAAGUUUCAGAAGCGGCAGAAGAAACUGAAGCAGAACCUGAAUCAACUUCAGAGAAGCCUAGUGAUGUUAACACAGAAGAGACCUCUGUGGCAGUUAAAGAAGAAGUCCUGCCUAUCAAUGUGGGGAUGCUGAAUGGAGGCCAACGCAUUGACUAUGUGCUACAGGAGAAGCCUAUUGAAAGUUUUAAUGAAUAUUUAUUUGCUUUACAAAGCCAUCUGUGCUACUGGGAGUCUGAAGAUACAGUAUUACUGGUCCUCAAAGAGAUCUACCAAACCCAGGGUAUCUUCCUUGAUCAGCCUUUACAGUAAAAAUAAUCCAUCUAUGCCUGCUUAAUACGGACAUUGAGGGAUCCUUCCCCAGAAAAUCCACCUGUUUGUUGCUGCAAUUUUCCUCUCCUCAGCUGCGUCAUUUCCUGCAUGUUGGCUGCCACUUACUCACCACUGUGGUCUUUGGGAGAUAAUCUUCCUCUUUGGAAAUGAAUGGAAAAGCAAAAGGCCUUAUUACUUUUAACCACUGGCUUCAUAUAAACACUUGCCAUUUUUUCUUCAUAGCUGGGGGUGGUUUGUAUCUUUAAUUCUUUGAUGAUAGUUUGUAGGUGCCACACUUUAUUGAUUAGUACUUGACAUGGUGUAUAGCCUAUUUUGGGUUUGAUUUGUUUUGGGUGGCGUACACAUGUUUUUAAGGAACUUAUUGCUUAUCUUUAGAAAAUGUUCUAGUUUGGAAACAGAUUCUUGAGAUUUAGAAGGCAUUUUGGAGUACACUUAUCUCUUGUUUGUAUUGAACUGAAGGCUAAGUCUCAGUGGAUAUGAAAAAGAAUUUUGGGUGAUUUAUUUUUUAACCUGCAUUUCUUUCUUAUAUGUAGUAUAUGAAGAAAGACUAAAAUGUAGCUUUAAAAAAGUGUUGUUUACUCUCUUAGAACUGACUGACAGACUUAUUGCCAGAAAUCACUGAUGUUCAUUGUUUUUGCAACUGUUUGAGCUGCUGUAAGAGUCUAAAGUUGACAAGUUAGUUCAUGUUAGAUGCAUCUUUAUAAAGCAAAGAUGUUGUAUAUCCUAGGCCUCCCUUUUAUAUUUGAUAUAAGUUAUUUGCUAAUAGCUUCUAUUCUUAUGUUGAAAGUAGUUGUAAAAGCUGAUGAACCUGAAAUUAUGUAGCUGUACAGGCUGCUGAGGUUCUAAAUAAAAUCUUUUAGUGGUGCCUUUAUGGUGAAACAGAAUUUGUCACCUGCCAUUUCUACUUGGGCUAAGGUAGUAUUGUGUAUCCUCUUUCCUUCUUAGGCAUCCAUAAUCUGCAAAGCAUAUUUAAAAGGCUCCUGGCAUAGGCAGCAUUGGUUGGCAGGUAGGUUUGGCUAGGGGGAAAUAUUUAACUUAUUCUGAAAGAAAAACUUAUUUCUGUAGGGUCCAAGAAACAGCUAUUGCAGUCAGUGUCAGCCGAGUCUGGAACAUAUGAAGUGAGGUUUACUUCUAAGAACAUAAGUGACUGCACACUAAUUUUGUCAAGGCGUCUUUUCACUACUUUGCUGUAGAUUUUUCUUCUUCCUUGGUCAGAGUUUGUCACUGUCUUUGUAGUUCUCUUUAUGAUAGUCCUUUAUACUUGCUCUCAGAUUCCACAGGCCUCUGUUUAUAGAGUGGCAAAGGCAGGCGAGCUGUGGUUUACUGUUUAUAAAUUUUUUUAUAAAUGUUAUGGUUUCCGAAGCCACUGGCAUUUAAUAUUUACUAAGCCAUUCCUUAGACAGCAGUGAUCUUUAUCCCUUUCUGGAGAGAAAAGGAAAAUGAAGGGUAAUUACUGUCACCAUGGAGACUGUAGAGGUAAGGUUGGGGUAUAGGUCAGGCCUGGCCUUUCUUUGUCAUCUCCUUAUAGCCUAAUGCUAAGUAUGCCACUAAGUUUCAGAUAUAUGGAAUACUUUAUUUUUUUAAAAGUAUAUAAACUCUGAGUUAUUGAGAAUUAAGUAUUCACUGUAUAUUAAGGGGAAGCUUUUGCCAAGUUGUGGUCUUCAAAUUUAUGUUUACUCUUCCUAUUGGCAGAACAGGUGCUGUUUAAGAGUAAACCAAAGGAUAAGCAGAGGGAGUCCCUGUAACCAAAGAUGGACAGCAUAGCCCUGGAUAGCCAGAUAAACUACUCUUUGUAUUAAGGAAUGUUUCUUUCCUAGUGGUGAAGGGUGGGUAACUGUGAAACUUUAUAUCUUGUCUAUUCAUGGUAUUAUAGCUGUAUCUUCCCAGGAUAAUAAGCUUGAUUGAAAUCCUGUAUUUAGUCAUAUAUUAUUUGCACUGCUUCAUUUGUAUUAUGUGCAAUCUCUAGACCAAGCCUAUUUUUAAAGUCUGGUAUAGCAUCAUUUUGUACAUAUUCCCAGCUGCAGAACUAGUAUCACUUAUCUCAGCAAAAGAGAUUGUUUGCAUGGAAAGAUUAAUAGCACUGAUUAGAUUUCUAAUAUUUUGCACUUUUGAAAUGUUUGUUUUUUACGUGAUUAUAUUUAAAAAUUUAGUAAAUACUAAAAUGGAACCAUA